AUGGAGGAGCAUAAGUCUGCGAUCGACAGGAAGGCUCGGGUCCAGGUCUUGGCCGAGCUCUACUGCGGGCUGGGCUUCCUGGUGGCCCAGAUGCUCGCGUUCAUGAGGCUCACCUUCUGGGAGCUGACCUGGGAUGUGAUGGAGCCCAUCUGCUUCUUUGUCACAUCCCUCCACUUCGCCCUCGCAUAUGGCUUCUUCCUGGGGACAUCGACUGAGCCCUCCUUCAAGGGCUACUUCAACCAAAGGUUCAGGACCAAGCAGAGAUCCUUCCUCGACAACAAAUACUUCUUCGUCUUUGCUGAUGCAAUCGCAAGCGAGAAUCUGGACAAGAACUAA
Molecule: messenger RNA, 336 nt
Organism: Punica granatum (pomegranate)
Lineage: Eukaryota; Viridiplantae; Streptophyta; Magnoliopsida; Myrtales; Lythraceae
Source: RefSeq, a predicted model, not a curated record